This is a messenger RNA of Chlorocebus sabaeus (green monkey), 1734 nucleotides long. RefSeq names its product transmembrane phosphoinositide 3-phosphatase and tensin homolog 2 (gene TPTE2). Gene Ontology annotation, biological process: dephosphorylation; monoatomic ion transport; transmembrane transport. Gene Ontology annotation, molecular function: monoatomic ion channel activity; phosphatidylinositol-3,4,5-trisphosphate 3-phosphatase activity. The record is from RefSeq and is a predicted model, not a curated record. NCBI's taxonomy places the organism in Eukaryota, Metazoa, Chordata, Mammalia, Primates, Cercopithecidae. Gene Ontology annotation, cellular component: cytosol; membrane.
GAGGCUUCAGUGUGACAGAAACUUCCUGAAGACUUCUCCUCCUAAAGAGCCUCCAACACAGGAGGCUUCAGCAGGACAGAAGAAUUGUUCCUCAUCAGCUACCUUGUCUCCAGCCAUAAGCACCAAGAUUAAGAAAAUUGUGCGUUCAAUUGUAUCAUCCUUUGCAUUUGGAAUAUUUGGAGUUUUCCUGGUCUUACUGGAUGUCACUCUCCUCUUUGCCGACCUAAUUUUCAAUGAUAGCAAACUUUAUAUUCCUUUGGUGUAUCGUUCUAUUUCUCUAGCUAUUGCCUUAUUUUUUCUCAUGGAUGUUCUUCUUCGAGUAUUUGUUGAAGGGAGACAGCACUAUUUUUCUGACUUACUUAACGUUUUAGAUACCGCCAUUAUUGUGACUCCUCUGCUGGUUGAUGUCGUUUACAUUUUUUUUGACAUUAAGUUUCUUAGGAAUAUUCCCAGAUGGAUACAUUUAGUUCGACUUCUACGACUUACUAUUCUGAUAAGAAUUUUUCAUCUGAUUCAUCAAAAAAGACAACUUGAAAAACUGAUAAGAAGGCUGGUUUCAGAAAACAAAAGGCGAUACACAAAGGAUGGAUUUGACCUAGACCUCACUUAUGUUACAGAACGUAUUAUCGCUAUGUCAUUUCCAUCUUCUGGAAGGCAGUCUUUCUAUAGAAAUCCAAUUGAGGAAGUCGUGCGGUUUCUAGAUAAGAAACAUCCAAAUCACUAUCGAGUCUAUAAUCUAUGCAGUGAAAGAGCUUAUGAUCCUAAGUACUUCCAUAAUAGGGUCAGCAGAAUCAUGAUUGAUGAUCAUAAUGUCCCCACUCUACAUGAGAUGGUGGUUUUCACCAAGGAAGUAAAUGAGUGGAUGGCUCAAGAUCCUGCAAACAUCGUAGCAAUUCACUGUAAAGGAGGCAAAGGAAGAACUGGAACUAUGAUUUGUGCCUUCCUUAUUGCCUCCGAAAUAUUUUUAACUGCAGAGGAAAGCCUGUAUUAUUUUGGAGAAAGGCGAACAGAUAAAACCAACAGCAGUAAAUUUCAGGGAGUAGAAACUCCUUCUCAGAAUAGAUAUGUUGGAUAUUUUGCACAAGUAAAACAUCUCUACAACUGGAAUCUCCCUCCAAGACGGAUACUCUUUAUAAAAAGAUUCAUUAUUUAUUCGAUUCGUGGUGUUGGAACAGGCGAUGUAUGUGAUCUAAAAGUCCGAAUAGUAAUGGAGAAAAAAGUUGUCUUUUCCAGUACUUCAUUAGGAAAUUGUUCGAUAUUGCAUGACAUUGAAACAGACAGAGUGUUAAUUGAUGUAUUCAACGGUCCCCCUCUGUAUGACGACGUGAAGGUACAGUUUUUCUCUUCGAAUCUUCCUAAAUACUAUGACAAUUGUCCGUUUUUCUUCUGGUUCAACACAUCUUUUAUUCAAAGUAACAGGCUUUAUCUACCAAGAAAUGAAUUGGAUAAUCCACAUAAACAAAAAACAUGGAAAAUUUAUCCACCACAGUUUGCAGUGGAGGUACUUUUUGGGAUGUGGCUUCCUGAGAGCCGAGUUGUAGUGAAGAAAAUGUAGAGCCAGAGGAAAAAAAAUACACAGACUUCUUGAGAUUUCUCUGAAGCUAUGGAACAUGAUGAAUUAACGACGGGUUAAGUAUACUUUUCAUUAUAAAUGUUAAUGCUUUCACAUCUUUCAUUAGUGGUAUGUAUGAAAAAAUAUUUAACAUAUUAUCUAUAAACCAAACAAUAGAAAGG